Molecule: messenger RNA, 1011 nt
Organism: Coccinella septempunctata (seven-spotted ladybird)
Lineage: Eukaryota; Metazoa; Arthropoda; Insecta; Coleoptera; Coccinellidae
Product: kynurenine formamidase-like
Exons: 5
Coding region: 110-961 (283 amino acids)
Molecular function (GO): arylformamidase activity
Source: RefSeq, a predicted model, not a curated record
GAUUUCACAUAAUGGUACGUAUCAAUGUAUCAACAGAGCGUGAUAAAUCGAAUAUUUGCAAAUAAAAAACUGUUUCGAUAGCAAAUUGGAAACAAACAGCUAUAUAAAAAUGUUUGGUAUAUUUCAAAAGAGUUGGCAAUUCUUCAGAAAACUCGCAAAUAUACCUAUCAUAAGCACUCUAUUAAAAUUCGUCAUGGUUCCGUUUUUAAUACAGUUUGUUUUGAUGUUUUUUAUGGUAGCUUAUAAGAUAGCGUACGGCACGGAGCAAAAAAUCGUUGACUUGACAUGGGAGUUUGAUGAAAAAACUAUCUACUGGCCUGGUUUCCAAAAGUUUAAUUACACAAAAAAAAUUGGAACAUCUGAAAGUGGAUAUUGGUAUGCUGGAAAUGAAUUUCAAGCAGCUGAACACGGUGGAACACAUCUGGAUGCCCCAUAUCAUUUCAUCAAAGAUGGGUGGAAAGUUGCAGAUAUACCAAUAAACAGAUUUUUCGCCAACGCUAUUAUGGUGGACUUCUCCUCAGAAGUUGAAGCUCAUGGAUCAGACUACAUAGUUGAUGCGAAAUUACUGGAAAGUAAACUUAAGAGUUUCGAACCAAUACAAAAUAACACUGUGCUACUCAUCAAAUAUGGAUGGUCCAAAUAUUGGCCGGAUAAGAAACAAUAUAUGAGAUUGGAUGAUGAGCAAGUCGGCCACUAUCCAGGUUUGGACAACAGUUCUGCCACUGUCAUAGCAAACGAUGACCGUUUCAUUGGUAUAGCUGUCGACACUUCGAGUGCGGACGCAGGAAUUUCUGAGAAUUACGCAGCUCAUAGGAUUCUUUUGGGAAGAAACAUGUACAUUUUAGAAAACACGAAGAUGGUAGAACACUUUCCAGAAAAAAUGUUCACACUUGUGGUUGCUCCCAUGAAGUUAACAGAAGGAUCAGGAGCGCCAGUUAGAAUAUUCGCCGUAUUAACCUAAUUAUCAUUGGAAUGUUAAAGAGGAAUAUUAAAUAAACAGACUGAAAUAUU